Molecule: messenger RNA, 1029 nt
Organism: Angiostrongylus costaricensis
Lineage: Eukaryota; Metazoa; Nematoda; Chromadorea; Rhabditida; Metastrongylidae
Source: the annotation of a GenBank genome assembly
AUGGGAGCUCUGUGGUCUGUCACCAGUCGUGCUUCGAUCUUACCACUUGUUGGUUCUGGCCCCUAUGCGGCAGGAUGCGCUGACUUGAUGAUCACCGACUCAAAUGACGGUGACACUGGCGUUUUCAUGCGAAUCUACUAUCCGACCGAUAAGGAUAGAGUAAGCAAUCGGACAAAAGAAUCCGAUCAUCCUCUUUGGAUAGAUCGCCCAGAAUAUGUCAUUGGGCUUGCUUCUUAUUUGAAACAGUCGGCUGGUCGACUGCAAUACAUUUUGAAUUGGAUUAUUGGCGAAACAAGGUUGGCAUGCGUUGGGCGUGCUAAACUCGCUCUGAAAGACGCAUUUCCCGUUAUUGUUUUCUCUCAUGGCUUAGCAGGUUCUCGUCAGUUCUACUCCACCUUUUGUUCCUCUCUUGCUUCAUAUGGGUUCGUUGCCGCUGCCAUUGAACACAGUGACUAUUCUGCUUGUUGGACCUUUAAACUUGUUCCCGACCCCGCAUCUGGUAGAUUGGUUGAACGUCAUUUCGCAAUACGGCUCUUCGACCAUACCGACAAACGCACGCAUAAAAUAAGAACUCAGCAAGUAUGUACUUAUACUCGUUUCUUCCAUGGCUUACGUGAAAUGCUAUUUUUAAAGGAAUUAGCUAAUAAAAUUGGCUGUAUAUUCGGAAGGCUUGAUCUUUCACGAGCUUACGUUGCUGGUCAUUCUUUUGGCGGUGCGACAGCAAUUGCAGCCACGGCGUUUUCUACAGAUUUUCAGGCUGCUGUGGUGUUAGAUGGCUGGUUAUCUCCACUGGAUCCUGGUCAUUAUGAAAGAGCUUCUCAGCCCUCGCUAUUUUUAAAUGCUGCGAAUUGGAAUUAUAUCGAGAACGUUGGGAGGAUACAAAAAUUGCGAAAUAUUACUGAGAAGUUAUUGUAUACUUUCAAGGAUGCAGAGCACUACACUUUCACUGACUUCCCGUUCCUAUUUAAUCCGCUCAUCGGUCGAACAUUGAAACUGCAUGGAGAGACACCUGUAAGUUUGUACAAGUAA